This is a messenger RNA of Ficedula albicollis (Collared flycatcher), 1255 nucleotides long. RefSeq names its product translation initiation factor IF-2-like. Bases 1 to 717 code for a protein of 238 amino acids. The record is from RefSeq and is a predicted model, not a curated record. The transcript has 3 exons. Lineage: Eukaryota; Metazoa; Chordata; Aves; Passeriformes; Muscicapidae.
AUGGCGAAGUGCCCGCCGCCAGCCACGUCUGGGCUUCAGGGAGGCUGCUGGGCACAGCUGUCACAGCUGGGCGACAUCAGCGCCUCCCCUCAGCCCCCCCCCGAGUCUCCUUUCACCCCUCCCUCGGUCUUCUCGCCGCCGCCGCCCCUUACGCUCCCUAAGCCUGCCCUCAGCCCUCCCUUAGCGUCCCCUCCGCCUUCCCGCCCCUUUCCCUCAGCCCUCCCCGACGCUCCCUUCAGCUUUCCCGCCAUUUCCCGCCUGGCUGCCCUCCCCUGGAGCCGCCGCUGCGGCACAGCAGAGCGCUGGGGUGAGUACGGGGCUGUGCUGCGGGCUCUGGUGCGACGGGAUCAGCCCCCGCUCCCCUCCGACCUCUCGUCCCGGCCGGGGUCGCGGUGCGGCUGCAGGCAGCGGCUGCCCCGGCGCGGGACGUGGCCCUUGAGGGGCCCGCGCGGGUUCGGGCAUGGCGGGUGCUCCCUCAGGGCUGCGGAGUUGUUGUUUGCGGUGUUUGGUGCCAGUGGCAGUGCCGUGGUGGCCCAUUAUUUCACGGAAUCAGUAAGGUUGGAAGGGACCUUUGGAGACCAUCGAGUCCAACCCCCUGCAGGGUCACCUGGAGCAGGUUACCCAGGAACGCGUCCAGGUUGUUUUGGAAUGUCUCCAGAGACGGAGAUUUCACUUCUCUGGGCAGCGUGUUCCAGUGCUCUGCCACCCUCAACGUGAAGUUCUUCCUCAUGCUAAAGUCAAACUUGUAUUUUAUUUUAUGGCCAUUACUCCUUGUCAGUGCGCAUCACUUAAAAGAGUGUGCCAGCAUCCUCUUGGCACCCAUGUUGAUGUAUUUUUAGGACAUUAAAAUGUCCCUUUUAAGCACGGAGGGCAGAGGACGCUCGGGGCGCUGCCCUGUGACAAGAAACUCGCACAACAUUCUGUGUCACCUGCAAUCUCUGGGUUAUAUCAGACACAUGGGGAACAUUGGAGGAAUGGCAUUACUUGUUCAGCACUCCAGGCUGGCUGGCUGAGUGGGGUUCUCUGGUGAAGUGUAUGUUUUAGAAACAAAUUAUUAAGUAAUAUCAAACUAAAAAAACAUCCCUUAGUAUUACCAGAGUAUUGCAGACCAGGCCUCCUGACUGUUGAUCCCAUAUCCUUUGCUGUCUGUCUGUGCUUUACAAUCCCAAAGCUGAUUAUUUGUCUGCUGGGAAACAGAAAAGCAGCAAACUGCCUUUUUUUGUAAGUUGUGACCAUUUUCACAAGAGUAUUUUUA